UCUAUAUUAACGUGAAGAAAUCUGUCUUUGUGCCCACGCAGCGUUUGGAGUAUUUGGGGAACAUCAUAGACUCUGUAUCAAUGACAGUUACUUUACCUGACAGGAGGAGAGAGAAAAUAGUUCAAAGCUGCACAUGCCUUUUUCACCAGAGUCGUGACACAAUCAGGAAUGUGGCCAAAGUGAUUGGAUACUUGGUUGCUGCAAUUCCCAUGGUAGAAAUGGGGAAACUGCAUUAUAGGAAGCUGGAGAUGGCGAAAACCUCAGCAUUGCAGCGGACAGGUGGUAACUUUGACAAGUGGAUGGACAUCACGGCUGACAUGAAAAAGAUCUCCUUUGGUGGAUCACUAAUGUUGCAGUGCAGGACAGGAAAAUUUUUAGACCUGGCACAGAGUUAGACCUGUACUCUAAUGCCUCCAACCUGGGUUGGGGUGGAUGCCUUUAUGACCAAUGUAUUAAUGGCAGAUGGUCCGCAACUAAAGUGGAGUUGCAUAUAAACUCAAAGGAACUAAAAGCCAUCCUAUUUGCUGUGAAUUCCUUUGCCCAUCUGAUCAGAGGAAAGCACGUUAAGGUGUUUUGCGACAACGCAACAGUAGUAGCUUAUGUCAAUCAAAUGGGGGACACGAAAUCACCAUCCUGUUAUGACAUGUCGGAACCUCUGGGAUUGGUGUGCAGAAAACAAUGUUUGGAUUACGUGUUUUCACAUCCCAGGAAGUGGUAAUUCUAUGGCAAAUGCAGCUUCACGACAGUUUAAUAAUAGACAUGAAUGGAAAUUAAAUGUGGGAAUUUUUAGAGAGCUUUGCAACAUCUUUGGUGUCCCCAGCAUUGAUUUGUUUGCUUCUAGGUUAAAUAACCAGGUUUCUCGUUUUUGUUCUUGGCAUCCUGAUCCAGAGGCAGAACACUUUGAUGCCUUUUCCAUAACUUGGUCACAGUUUCUUCUGGUCUACAUUUUUCCCCCCUUUGCUCUGAUUGCCAGAUGCCUUCAAAAGAUGCAUGCAGAGAUGGUGAGAAGGUGGCUCAUUGUGCCCUUAUGGCCUUCACAACCUUGGAUGGGAACCCUCCUGAAGAUGCUCAUCAGGGAGCCCCAGCUAAUCAUGUGGAGGAACGACAUUCUGCGACAUCCACCUUCAGAGGAGGAACACCCAGUCAUGAAGCACACCCGGUUGAUGUUAUGUCUCUUGUCCGGCGACACCUGCAAGCAAGAGGCAUUUUGACAGCAGGGGUGUUGCCUAUGACUGCGUCAACACAGCGAGGGGAGUCCUCUCUUCACUUGGCAUUGUGGUGGAUGGAUGUUAACAGGUUUUUGAGGGGAGUCUUCAACCUGAGACCUCCUAUGCCCCGUUACACACAGACCUUGGAUGUCAAGUUAGUGCUGGAACAGCUGUGUACUCUGGAACCAUUAUGCACCCUUACGCUAAAAGAACUCACAUUGAAAUUAGUAAUGUUGAUGGCACUCACACAAGCUGCCAGAGUGCAAACGUUGCAUUUGUUAGUGUUGAAAAAUAUUCGCAUUGGGGAAACCUCUAUUUGUGUAUCAUUAGGAGACAACAUCAAGCAGUGUCACCCAAAAUUCAAUGUAAAAUUUGUGAACUUUACAGCAUAUGCUACUGAUAAGAGGCUAUGUGUUUGUGAGACAGCUACUCAGGGAGUAGCUGCGGUGGCGAGUGGACAUGUUGUGUGUGCGCUCCGUUUUUGGCUGUGGUUUUUAUAGUUAGCGAGUGGUAUUUGUGCUUGGUGUCUGUGUGUGGUGCUUUUGAGUGUUAGUGAAGU
Messenger RNA from Portunus trituberculatus (swimming crab), 1767 nucleotides. RefSeq lists its product as uncharacterized. The record is from RefSeq and is a predicted model, not a curated record. The transcript is spliced from 2 exons. The coding region runs from base 974 to 1708 and encodes 244 amino acids. Lineage: Eukaryota; Metazoa; Arthropoda; Malacostraca; Decapoda; Portunidae.